Molecule: messenger RNA, 1776 nt
Organism: Exophiala bonariae
Lineage: Eukaryota; Fungi; Ascomycota; Eurotiomycetes; Chaetothyriales; Herpotrichiellaceae
Exons: 7
Coding region: 1-1776 (591 amino acids)
Biological process (GO): actin filament organization
Molecular function (GO): actin filament binding
Source: RefSeq, a predicted model, not a curated record
AUGGCAGGUCGCUUCGUUCGCUCUUCCAAAUACCGGCACGUGUUCGGCCGUCCUACACGAAAGGAACAAUGUUACGAUAACCUGAAAGUUUCCCGAAACGCCUGGGACACCAAUUUGAUCAAGGCCAACCCUGAAUACAUUGCAGUCAACUGGGAAGCCACUGGCGGAGGGGCUUUCGCGGUUAUUCCCACACGCGAAAAAGGCCGCCUCCCCGAGCGAAUACCUCUCUUCCGAGGACACACUGCGGUUGUACUGGACACAGAUUGGAAUCCUUUCAACGACUCUUUGAUUGCGUCUGGCUCCGACGAUGGCAAGGUCUUCCUCUGGAGAGUACCAGACGAUUUCACACUUCAUUUGGACAUUCCCGCGGACGAGAUACAAGAUAUUGCACCAGUAGGGAAGCUGAGCGGACACCCAAAGAAGGUUGGGCAGGUCCUUUUCAACCCAGCUGCAGAAAAUAUCCUUGCUUCAGCAGCGGGUGAUUUCACAGUCAAGCUUUGGGAUAUUGAAGCCGGCUCCUCGAAGCUCAGCCUCAAAGUAGGCGAGGUCAUUCAGUCACUAUCUUGGAGCGCAGAUGGCAGUCAACUAGUGACAACAUCCCGGGACAAGAAAUUGAGAAUAUGGGACCCGAGACAAGAAAGACCUGCUCACGAGGGUCCUGGUCAUGCCGGCGCAAAAGCCAGCAGAGCUGUUUGGCUCGGUGAACACGACCGAAUUGCCACCACUGGCUUUUCCAGGAUGAGCGACCGUCAACUUGCACUUUGGGACAUUCGAGGUGCCGCCCAGCCCCUAGGCGGCUUCCAAAUGCUUGACUCGAUUUCUGGUGUUUGCAUGCCAUUUUGGGACGAAGGAACUCAAUGUCUAUUCCUAGCAGGAAAGGGUGACGGCAACAUUCGAUACUACGAAUACGAGAAUGACUCAUUUGAGGAUCUAUCCGAGUACAAGUCUGCGGAUGCACAGCGAGGAGUGGCUUUCUUGCCCAAACGAGGUGUAAACCUGCAUGAAAAUGAGGUUGCUCGUGCGUACAAGACAGUUAACGACAGCUAUAUUGAACCUAUCUCCUUUAUUGUUCCACGCCGGGCAGAAUCAUUCCAGGAGGAUAUCUAUCCCCCAACAACUGGUUUGAAACCCGCCGUAAGCGGUAAAGAAUGGUUCGACGGUGCUGCCGGCAUUCCUCCCAAGAUCUCGCUGGAAAGCAUCUAUGAUGGUACCGGGUUGAAAGAAGUUGCUGCAAGUCAGCCACCAGUGAAGAAGGCCCCUGAACCAGUGAAAGCUCCUGAACCGAAGAAAGAGGUUUCUCAACCAGCGCCUGCUCCAAGUCCGACAAUCCGAUCGCCACCUCCGACUAUGAAAGAACAAGGAGUCGGCAUGGCGGCCGCAGCAGGCAAAUUUCAAGACACUGAACCGGCCGAGGAGAGUGGUGAUGAAUCUCCAUUCGAGGAAGUCCAAAAACCGGUGGAAAGAAAAUCCGCGACCGUGCCAGCAUCUGCAGAGGUGAAGAAGGAAACACCACUCCCAUCACCAGUCAAGUCGCAACUCGCUGAAGUUACUCAACCUAAGCCGGCCUCUCCGAAGCUCUCAGAAACUACACAGACCAUAGAUGAAGACGCCGAUGAAGAACCUGAUGCUCCUGCAAGUGGCUGUUCUCAAGAUUCUGCCGAUAGAGAGAUCAAGAACCUCAAGGCCUUGGUUGCUCAGCAAUCGAGGCAGCUGCGAGACCUGACCAAGACCGUGACAGAGCUUGUGGCAGAAGUAAAGAAUCUGAAAGCGGCGUAG